AGGUCCUGAAAAUGCCUACCGUGGACCCUAGGGAGUGGGCCCGAGCAGGGAGGCGCCCUCCGGCUCCCUCUCCCCGACUUGAAGAAGCAGAAGAAACUGUGCCAGCAAAGGCCGGACCCCCAGCGGUGGCUGGAGACCCAGCCCUUGCAACUUCAAUCUUCCCAGGGAGCGCAGGCAGAAACGCUGGUUUAGAUAGAGGCGGGAACUGCUUCGGGCUGAGACAGACAACCAGUGACCUGACGGACGCAAAGCCCAAACAACGCCCGACUCGGCAGCAGUGAUACGGCCCGAGUCCUGAGGUCGCCCGGGGUCCCAGCUGACAGCCGACUAACGCUGAGCUUUCCGAUGGCCCAAGUGAAAAAGAGUCUCAAAUGGACAUGCAAAGCUUGUGGAGAGAAGCAGUCAUUUUUGCGGGCUUACGGUGAGGGCUCUGGUGCUGACUGUAGACACCAUGUCCAAAAAUUAAAUCUGCUGCAGGGACAGAUUUCAGAGAUGUCACUCAGGUCUCUGGAAGAAUCCAUAAAUGCCGAUGAGGAGGAAAAUGCACGUCCUCGGCAGGCUGUGCCUGCAAUCCUGCAGGAAAAACUCCAGCCCUCAAAGAACCGCUGGCUGAAGUAUCUGGAAAGGGACUCCAAAGAACAGCUGGAAGAAGGAGGAGUGUGUUUCAUCAGACAGCCCUCAUCCAAGAGAGAGAAGCCAGACCCUCCCUUCAGUACAGGCCUGCCUAGAAAAAGGAAAUGGAGCCAGAGCACAGUCCAGCCUCCAUGCAGCCCUAAUAUCCAGGACUCCAGAAACUGUGAGGUCACCUUGAAGUCCCUGAAGGACCGUUCCCUUCAUUCUGCAUGGAGUACCGGGUCUUUGUCAGACUGUUCAGCUUGGGACCUGCCCUGGGUUUCUGAGGAACUGUCACCUUCAUUUAUCCAGGACCACACUGGCCUGACAGGGAAGGUCAAAGAAGGAAGCAGUCGUGAGGACUGGGACACCAGGGAGCUCGUCGUUCCUCCGGGGGAACCACCGUGUCCUGCCCAGCAGGUCAGGACCGUGUCUCCUAAGUGGGAACAAUUUCUUCCGCCACUUGGAAACAGCUCACAUUUGGACACGGAGCCCCUGACCCCCCUGCAAAGAGGCCCCAGGCCAGCUCGAGCAGCACGGACUGAGCAGGGGACCCCCAGGACCCAGACCCCAAGGGAAGGCCUCUGCAGGACCCUUGGUGCACUCCAGCUUCCUCAGGCUACACACACUCCCACGCCUGGGCCCAAGAGGCUCUGCGGAAAGACCCCCGAGCAGUCAGGGGGCACAGGCCCUUGGGCAGAGGGUGGGGCCUUGGUCAAAGGGAUGCAGGAGCCUUCUUCACUCCUGCGACUAUAUGACCUCUUUAAAACCGGAGAGGACUUUGAUGACCAUCUGUGAAUUGAAACUAAUGUGUUACUAAUGUAGACAUAUUUGUUAAGUGAGCCCUUCUCCACUUGAUCUCUGUGCCACUGGAAACAGGGCUCCCCAAGUUUCUUUUAAAUAGUAGGACUAAGGAUGACUUAUGGGAACUACCAAGAACCAACAAUAAACAUGACUAUCAAACAGA
Molecule: messenger RNA, 1579 nt
Organism: Aethalodelphis obliquidens (Pacific white-sided dolphin)
Lineage: Eukaryota; Metazoa; Chordata; Mammalia; Artiodactyla; Delphinidae
Gene: MRNIP
Product: MRN complex interacting protein
Exons: 8
Coding region: 346-1410 (354 amino acids)
Biological process (GO): mitotic G2 DNA damage checkpoint signaling
Cellular component (GO): nucleus
Molecular function (GO): chromatin binding
Source: RefSeq, a predicted model, not a curated record